Messenger RNA from Salvelinus namaycush (lake trout), 803 nucleotides. Its product is annotated as fibroblast growth factor 6-like. Gene Ontology annotation, biological process: positive regulation of protein phosphorylation; positive regulation of gene expression; cell differentiation. Lineage: Eukaryota; Metazoa; Chordata; Actinopteri; Salmoniformes; Salmonidae. The record is from RefSeq and is a predicted model, not a curated record. The transcript has 4 exons. Gene Ontology annotation, cellular component: cytoplasm. Gene Ontology annotation, molecular function: fibroblast growth factor receptor binding; growth factor activity. The coding region runs from base 1 to 720 and encodes 239 amino acids.
AUGGUAAUCAUCACCGCCACCACCUCAAGCUCUGCCGCGCACUCUCCUAUUUCUACCCCUCUGCACUGGGGCUCUCGUUUCAUACCCAGAGUAAACCGGAAGGCCAUUGCGCAAAGGCUCCUCAUCAGUAUGUCCUACGAGGCCAGCACGCACUGGACGUUGACUGCGAUUGUGCUCUUGGGGUACCUAGUCGGGAUUGUGUCAUCAUAUCCUAUUCCAAGCAGGACAAAUGCAACUUUAUUGGAGAAAAGAUGGGAGACCCUCUUCUCCCGCUCCAUUCUGGGCAUCUCGGGGGAGAGAUCGGACCUGAACUGGGAGAGUGACUAUUUGCUAGGUAUCAAAAGAGUGCGGAGGCUCUACUGCAACGUGGGCAUCGGGUUUCACCUCCAGGUCCUCCCAGACGGCAGGAUAAAUGGUGUACAUAAUGAAAACCAGUACAGUCUAUUAGAGAUCUCAACGGUAGAGCGAGGAGUGGUUAGCUUGUAUGGUGUGAGAAGUGAGCUGUUUGUCGCAAUGAAUGGCCGAGGAAGGUUAUACGGAACGACAGUCUUCCAUGAUGAGUGCAAGUUCAGAGAGAGCAUGCUUCCAAACAACUACAACGCCUAUGAGUCUUCCGUUUACAGAGGCUCCUACAUUGCUCUCAGCAAGCAUGGCCGUCUGAAGAGAGGCAAAAAGGCCACAACUGCCAUGACUGUCACACACUUCCUCCCCCGAAUAUGAGCAAAACUGGCAGGCAAUAACUCACUUAUUUGCACAUGUGGAUUGUUGUCCAGGUAACAUUAUACUAUAUACACCAGUACAAA